AUGGAGGAAGGAGCAAAACUAGUCGAAAAAGAGAGGUAUCAACGGCUAGUAGGGAAGCUGAUAUAUCUGUCACACACACGACCUGACAUAGCCUAUGCAGUAGGUGUUGUUAGCCAGUUUAUGCACCAGCCUCAAAUAGCACACAUGGAAGUAGUAUGUAGAAUCAUGAGAUAUCUCAAAGGAACAAUUGACCAUGGAGUCCUCUUUAAAUCAAACGGACAUCUGAAAAUUCAAGGGUACACUGAUGCAGACUGGGCCGGAGAUAAAGGGGAUCGAAGAUCAACAUCAGGGUACUUCACCCUAGUCGGGGGAAAUCUAGUUACCUGGAGAAGCAAGAAGCAAAAGGUGGUUGCUCUAUCCUGUGCAGAAGCUGAAUUUCGAGGAAUAGCACAAGGCUUGACAGAAAUACUAUGGAUACGGAAGCUGUAA
This is a messenger RNA of Helianthus annuus (common sunflower), 429 nucleotides long. RefSeq lists its product as uncharacterized. Lineage: Eukaryota; Viridiplantae; Streptophyta; Magnoliopsida; Asterales; Asteraceae. The transcript has a single exon. The record is from RefSeq and is a predicted model, not a curated record. The coding region runs from base 1 to 429 and encodes 142 amino acids.